ACAUGGGGCCAACUCCAUCUAGCAACGUAACUGACAUGACGUCACGUACAGGUUGAACAUCUAGGAUGACGGCAACGUUGCCUGACGUCACAAACAGGUCAACGUCUUUGACACUCACAACAACGAGAACAUCACCCUCGAGCCCGUCAUCAGCGCCCAGUGGCUGAGCUCGUGAUGAACAAAUAGCCGGGUAUUGAAGGGAGGAGGAGGACCUGACAGCCUCCUGGCAACACGGCAGAUGGCCGGCGGGUAUUACUAGACAGGAGGGUAGCCGCCAGCCCAGCUCAUUACCUCCAGCUUGCAACGGCCGAUCAGCGUCGUCUGAAAGGACGGGGGCCCUUGAUUAGUGGAACUGGUGAUCACCAUGAUGGUCCGAGGCUGCUUCCUGGUUACAGUAUUCCUUGUGGUCGCGACGAGCAGUGCUCAUGGCGAGAAGAAGAUGUUCUGUUAUUACAGCAGUGAUGCGCAAUACCGCCUUUCGGUGGGUAGAUUCCUACCCGAAAACAUCGACCCGACCUUGUGUACCCACGUGAUCUUCGCAUUUUUCCAGCCCAACGGUCUGGACGUGCAGGCGGUUGGAGCCAGGGAUCUGGUGGACUACUCAGGAGGUCCAGGCCUCUACCAGAGGACGGUGGCGCUGAAGAAGAAAAAUCCUAGACUCCGUGUUCUGCUGGCCAUCGGGGGCUGGGUCAUCGGGUCGAAAGCCCUUCCUCCCGAUCAUUCAGUCUGCCAGUACCAUACGACAAUUCACCAACAACGUUAUUCGCUUUCUCAGCAUAUGGUUCAAAGGUCACAUAAUAUGGACGGCAUGGACAUGGAUUGGGAGUUUCCGGGAGUGCGUGGGAGUACUCCAGAUGACAGGCCGUUGUUUACAUUGCUUCUGAAGACUCUGCAAGAAGAGUUCACAAGGGAGGCUAUUCAGACAGGGCGAGAGAAGCUGAUCCUGACCCUGGCCACAGCAGCAGGGAGCUACUACAUCGACCAGGGAUACGAGACGAGGGAGAUUGCCAAGUACCCUGACUACAUGCUGUUGAUGACUUACAACUAUCACGGGUCAUGGGAGAACAAGACAGGUCACCCAAGCGCAGUGUGGGCCAGUUACCUCGACCAGGGCGACAGACGGGAGCUGUGUAUGAACUGGACAACCCAGUACUGGCUUUCUCAAGGCGCCCCAAGGGAGAAACUGAUCCUGGGACUGGCCACCUACGGCAUGACCUACACCUUGGUCAACCCCGCCAUCAACGGCUUAAUGGCGCCCGCUUAUGGAGGUGGACGAGGGGCUCAGUACACCCAGGAGUAUGGCAUCAUGGCAUUUUACGAGGUGUGCGAGAACCUCGCGCGACACGGAUGGCGGAGCGUGUGGAUAGAGGACCAGAAGGUACCCUACGCCUACGGAGGGGAUCAGUGGGUAGGAUACGACAACGUCGACAGCAUCACCAUCAAGGUUCAGCAGAUAAUCAACAGGUACGACCUGGGCGGCGCAUUCGUGUGGUCAGUCGAGAUGGACGACUUCAGCAAUCACUGCGGCUACGGACCCUACCCUCUCCUCCGCGCCAUCAAAACCACGAUGGACGGAGGCUACGUGGGGCAGACAGUGACCACGCCUCGCCCCCUCGUACCUUUCAUACCCUUCACUGCGACUCCUCCUCCAUUCAAUCUCUUCACCACCCGCCAGCCCUAUAUCCCGCGACCCUCCACAUACAUCCUUAACCCGACGCCUCAGCCACAGACACCGCAUUACCCAGCUAACCAACCGUCCAUGGAUACCAUGAGUAAGCCGGUUAUGGUUUUCCCGUCGACGGACUGCAAACGGCUCGGCCAGGGAAUUUUCGCUGAUCCCACAGCCUGCGGACAGUUUUUCUACUGUGUGGAGGCACUGCAAGGCCACUUCUUCCAGUACACCAUGCGCUGUCCACGACUUCUGAAGUUCGACGCCGUUCUGUUGACGUGUAUCUACGACAGCGACUGCAAGAACGGUGCUUGACCGAACUCUGUGCGGGGCUUAAGGUUUUGGAAAAUGGUAUAUGCACCGAUAAUGACAAUUGAUGCUUUUCACUUGCUUCAUGAAUAUUAAAUUUGAAAGAAAUAAAAAUACCUCAAGCACUAAAA
This is a messenger RNA of Pomacea canaliculata, 2109 nucleotides long. Its product is annotated as acidic mammalian chitinase-like. Gene Ontology annotation, biological process: chitin catabolic process; carbohydrate metabolic process. Gene Ontology annotation, molecular function: chitinase activity; chitin binding. Gene Ontology annotation, cellular component: extracellular region. The coding region runs from base 365 to 1984 and encodes 539 amino acids. The record is from RefSeq and is a predicted model, not a curated record. Lineage: Eukaryota; Metazoa; Mollusca; Gastropoda; Architaenioglossa; Ampullariidae. The transcript is spliced from 11 exons.